CCCACCUGCACCCUCACCCUGGCACCCUCACCCUGGCACCCAUGCUCUGCUGGUCAGAGGGGGUCGUCUGUUCGACAUUAACUACUAACUGAAUGUUAAGGCGACGGCGUAUUGGACCGAGUUUAAGGGCUUGGAUCAUUGUUUUGUCCGAGCAUCACGGGGACAAACGAAAGCAGCCAAUCACAAAAGUAAAUUCAUAUGACGAAGUCUUGAGUGACGUGCCUCUGGACCAAUCAUCAGAGACUCAACAGCUCGCCGGCCAAUCCUAAGUGUGUUUCUCGCUGGGGGUCGCGACGGGGUCUGGCGCUGAGCGGGGAAGGGGAGGAGUUUCGGGAGGCAGAGUGGAAGGGAAAUGGCGGCCGUGGCUGCAGAGCCAGCAGGAGCCGCGUCGGUUCCGACCGCAGCGACGGCAAUAGACGACACGGGUCCACUGGAACCCGGUCCGGGUAAGACGAUAUACUCGGGGGACGACCUCCCGACAGACGUUAGGCGAGAAUACGCCGCAGUGAGCGAUCCCGCUGGCCCCGGAGGGCUGAAGGAUGGGGACGUGGUGGAGGAAUGCGGCCAUGUCGGGCCCGCGGCGGGAACAACAGCACCCUCACCCCCGCGGACGACCGACACCGAGGAAAACCCCGAACUGUUCCCGAAUGACACCCCGACACUACCCGAAGGGGCGGGGGAGCCGUUCUCUCCCGGGCCGGUGGAGUACCGGAGUGUCAUGACGGACUCCCAGCCGUCUGCUGUGUUCCUCCUCUCGUUCCCAGCCCACCCGGCCGCCCCGGAGGCCGGCUUGUCCCUAGCAGAACCCGCCGAGCCCACCACCAACGUCACGGCGAACGACUACUACCAGAACCGAGCGGACCCGCUUAUCGUACACCAAGACUCGGACCUCAGUUACACCUCUCUGACCGCGGAGGACGCGAGGCCGCCGGACAAUUCCUCCUCCUCCUCCAUGCCGACCGAGCACACGGAGGAUGCUAGGGUAGACACGGUCCCGGGGAGAAGCCCGGACCGGACCAGCUCACCCGUCGGCACCGCCACCAUCAUGGACAUAGAAGCGGCAGCCACGGAUCACAGCACUACCUCCUACGGGGGUUGCUCCAGAACCCAACCGACCUGCUGUGUAGUAGACAGCGACCUGACCCCUUCGAAUCCCCCGGUCCCUGAGUCCGAAUUUCCCGGACCCGGUUCGCCCGGAUCUGGUUCGCCUAUACCUGGUUCGCCAAGACCCGGUUCGUCCUGUCCCUCGCCUCCGCGGGGACCGGGCGAGAGUAUGAACAUAAAGCAGGAGGUCCGGGAGGGUGAGUCCACGCCGGACGAAGAGUCCAAACCGGAGCCGCUGUCUGUCGAGCAGCUAUCGGCCGGGUCGGAGGUUCGGGUCUCCCUGGACCACAUCAUCGACGACGCCUUGGUGGUGUCCUUCCGGCUCGGGGAGAAGGUGUUCUCGGGGGUCCUGAUGGACCUGUCCCGCAGGUUCGGCCCCUACGGGAUCCCCAUCACGGUGUUUCCUGAGAGGAGCAAGCCGGCCCCCUCGCCGGCCCCCCCGCCGUCACAGGAAGCGGACGGCGCCGAGACGCUGCCGCCGCCGCCGCCCCGGACCUCCAAGCCCCCCCCCCUGUUCCAGGACGGCGCCCCGUACCCCCCGCCCCUCCUCAUCAGGGACUCCUACAACCAGGCCUUACCUCAGCCCCCUCCCCGCAAAAUCAAGCGGCCGAAGCGGCGCUACCGCUUCGAGGACCCGCCCACCUCCAUCAUGAACGCCAUCAAGCUCCGCCCCCGCCAGCUGCUGUGUGACAAGUGCAAGGGGCUGGUCUCGACCGGCGGGGGCGGGGCCCCGCGGGAGGCCCGGCGGGGGGGGGGGGGAGGAGGAGGGGGAGGAGCAGAGGAGGCGUCGCGGAGGAGGAGACACACGGACGCCGCCUCCGCCUCCUCCACGGCCGCCAAGCAACUGAGGACUGAGGUGAAGCCGCCGCCGCCCUCGUGCUCGGGCCGCGUGCUACGGGCCCCGCCCACCCGGCGCCUGAAGGCCACGCGGCCCGUCCUGAAGAAGCCCCGCCCCGCCGGGGCCCCCGUCCCCGCCGCCGCCCCCGCCCCCGCCCCCGCCCCCGGGCCCCUCCCCCCCGCCGGGGCCCCCGCCCUCCCGGGGGGGGGCGCGCGGGCCCUGACGCGGGCGGCGGCCCUGCAGGAGGCGACGCAGCACCAGAAGGUCCACUUCACGCGGCGGCUCCAGCAGCUGGGGCCCCCGCCGCGGGCCCCACUGCCCCCCCGCCUCCGCAUCAAACCUCAAAGGUAUCGUACCGACGACCCCGCCCCCGCGCCGCCGGCCACGCCCCCGCCCGCCCCUAUCCCCGCCCCCUCCCCGGGGGUGGCCAGCGUGGCCGUGGUGCUGAAGGAGCAGCAGGAGGAGGCGGGGGGGGAGGUGCGGGGGGGCAGUCUGCUGCUCUGUGUGGCCUUCAAGGCCCCCGCCGCCCCGCCCGCCUCCUCCUCCCCCUCCACCCCCUCGGCCUCCUCCUCGCUCCUCCUCGCCCCCCCCCUCAAGGGCCCCGGCUCUGAGGACGGCCCCGCCCCCGGCUCCGCCCCCCCAGGGGAGGGCCGGAGCCGGAGUGGGCGGCGCUGCGGGGCGGAGCGGGGUGUGUGUGUGGGGGACAUCGUGUGGGCCAAGAUCUCGGGGUUCCCCUGGUGGCCGGCCCAGGUGCUGGCCCUCAGGGGGGGGGGGGGCGGGGGGGCCCGGCGCGAGGAGGAGGAGGCGCGCGUGGCCUGGUUCGGCUCGCCCACCACCUCCUUCCUCCCCGUCGCCCAGCUGGCGCCCUUCCUGGAGAGCUUCCAGAGCCGCUUCGACAGGAAGAGGCGGGGCCCGUACCGCCGCGCCGUCACCGAGGCGGCGCGCGCGGCCACGCCCCUCCCCCCGGGGGUCCGCUCGCUGCUCACCCAGCUGGAGGCCUGAGACACACACACACACACACACACACACACACACACACACACACACACACACACACACACACACACACACACACACACACACACACACACACACACAG
Gadus macrocephalus (Pacific cod) is the source of this 3041-nucleotide messenger RNA. It is a transcript of the gene pwwp2a, whose product is annotated as PWWP domain containing 2A. Lineage: Eukaryota; Metazoa; Chordata; Actinopteri; Gadiformes; Gadidae. Gene Ontology annotation, molecular function: histone binding; chromatin binding. The record is from RefSeq and is a predicted model, not a curated record. Gene Ontology annotation, cellular component: nucleus.